CUCCACGGAACGAAACUUCCUAUAUCUAGUGUUCCUUCACGGAAGGAUUUUAAUUCACCGGAAUCGAUUGGCGUUAAAGGGCAAAAGCGAAGAGGAAGGUGCUCUUAACGUGACAAAGCCUGUGGGACGGAGCGGGAGUCCUGGUGCACACGCCAAACGGAGAGGAUCCUGGGGGCCGGAAGGAGGUGGAAACUCCUGCAGGGGAGCAAUUCGCCUGCAAGCUCCCACGGAAGGAGAGCGCGUGGCUGUUUAAAGAGGCGUGUUGCUGGAGCACGUGGCUGGUUCGCGGAGGUCGGAGGUUGCAGAAAGGCUGACAUCGGUGUAGAACUUGAGACCGUGAGUUAUGGUGGGGAGAUCCCGGCGGCGCGGAGCGGCCAAGUGGGCAGCUGUGCGAGCCAAGGCAGGUCCCGGCCCAGCGGACGAAAAUGAAGACGAUUUAGAAAUGCCACCCUCGCCAGGGGACUCUAGCUACUACCAAGAUAAGGUAGAUGCUUUCCAUGAGGCCCGAUCCCGGGCUGCCUUGGCUAAAGGCUGGAGCGAAAUGGAGAGUGAGGACGAGGAGGGUGGCGAUGAGGAGGAAGAGGUUCUAGCCCUAGAUAUUGCUGAUGAGGACGAUGAAGAGGAUGACGAUGACGAUGACGAUGAUGAUGGUGGGAGCUCCGUGCAGAGUGAGGCCGAGGUAUCUGUGGAUCCCAGUUUGUCGUGGGGUCAGAGGAAAAAACUUUACUAUGACACAGACUACGGUUCCAAGUCCCGAAGCCGACAAAGUCAGCAAGAAGUAGAGGAGGAGGAAAAAGAGGAGGAAGAGGAAGCGCAGCUCAUUCAGCGGCGCCUCGCCCAAGCCCUGGAAGAGGAUGAUUUUGGGGUGACCUGGGUAGAGGCCUUUGCAAAACCAGUACCUCAAGUAGAUGAGGCUGAGACCCGGGUCGUGAAGGAUCUGGCGAAAGUUUCAGUGAAAGAGAAGCUGAAAAUGCUGCGGAAAGAAUCACCAGAACUCUUGGAACUGAUAGAAGACCUGAAAGUUAAGCUGACUGAGGUGAAGGAUGAGCUGGAGCCAUUGCUACAGUUGGUGGAGCAAGGGAUCAUUCCACCCGGAAAAGGAAGCCAAUACCUGAGGACCAAGUACAACCUCUAUUUGAAUUACUGCUCCAACAUCAGCUUUUAUUUGAUCCUGAAAGCCAGGAGAGCCCCUGCACAUGGACAUCCUGUCAUAGAAAGGCUUGUUACCUACCGAAAUUUGAUCAACAAGCUGUCAGUUGUAGAUCAGAAGCUGUCUUCUGAAAUUCGUCAUUUACUCACACUUAAAGAUGAUGCUGGAAAGAAAGAACUGAAUUCAGAAGCAAAAUCCACCAAGGCCAAGCCAAAAUCUGUUUCAGAGACUGCUGCUGCUGCCUCUGCUGUUGCAGGUAUUUCUGAUGAUUCUGAUCUUGAUGAAGAAGCUGCACUGAAAUACUAUAAAGAAAUAGAAGACAAGCAAAAGUUGAAGAGAAAGAAAGAAGAAAAUAGUAUUGAAGAACAGGCUCUUGAAGAUCAAAAUGCAAAGAGAGCCAUUACCUAUCAGAUUGCUAAAAAUAGAGGACUUACACCUAGAAGAAAGAAGAUUGAUCGCAAUCCUAGAGUGAAACACCGGGAGAAGUUCAGAAGAGCCAAAAUUCGCAGAAGAGGCCAAGUUCGUGAAGUUCGUAGAGAAGAGCAGCGUUACACUGGUGAACUCUCUGGCAUUCGUGCAGGAGUUAAAAAGAGUAUUAAGCUUAAAUAAAGUUUUCACUUAAGAUUUUUGGCAAUAAUUUUAGAUAAAUAAAUUUUUAUUUUUAACUCUUAAAGUGAUUGUAUUGAUAUAUACCUAACCUUAAAUUUUAAAAAUUCUUGUCAACAGGGAAAUUUGGGUUAUUGCUCAUUUUUUUGUUGUUCUUUAAUAUUAUUAAAGUCAUACUAGGAAUUUGGGGAGCAAUACAAAAGUGCUUGGUAAAAGAGAUGGUGUUGAAAAAAGUUCUCCAAUAUUCUGUCAAGUAGUAGCCUAGGAAAGUUUCACAGCUGGCUGUGGAGCAACUGUCAAACUUAGAACACUUUUAUAAUGUUUUUAUGAAGAGAAUGCACCUUUGGAAUUGUCUUAUUUGUAAGAUAGCCUAUAAAAUAGUUCUGACAUAUUAUUUUCAUUUACCUAAGUAGUUCUUGAGCAGGAUACUUGUAAUUAAUAGGUUUAAUGUUAACUUAAAGAUUUUAUACAUGCUGUGUGGUAAAAGCUUAGUAAUGAAGAGGAACUUUGGUUAAAAGUAGAAAAAGAUAUGCUUUAAUUACAUUAGUUGUGAACAUUG
Molecule: messenger RNA, 2315 nt
Organism: Leptonychotes weddellii (Weddell seal)
Lineage: Eukaryota; Metazoa; Chordata; Mammalia; Carnivora; Phocidae
Gene: UTP3
Product: UTP3 small subunit processome component
Biological process (GO): maturation of SSU-rRNA from tricistronic rRNA transcript (SSU-rRNA, 5.8S rRNA, LSU-rRNA)
Cellular component (GO): nucleolus; small-subunit processome
Source: RefSeq, a predicted model, not a curated record